This is a messenger RNA of Owenia fusiformis, 1386 nucleotides long. The record is from the annotation of a GenBank genome assembly. Lineage: Eukaryota; Metazoa; Annelida; Polychaeta; Sabellida; Oweniidae.
UUAACAAGAACUGGCAGGACACUCUCUUUAUGAAGCAUACAAUUGAGUAUACUCCUGUAAAUGUUUUCUUUGCAGUUGUUGGACCAGUCGUUGAAUAUGACAGGGCAGCUUCUGAUGAAAUAAUGAAAAUAGAAGAGCAAAAGGUACCAGCCACAGGAAAAAAGCCUAAACGGGGAUAUAAUAAGUACACCCCAGAGCAAAAGGCUGAGAUGGGUAAAUAUGCAAGGGAAUUUGGAAGUACGGCUGCAGCUAAACAUUUUUCUAAACAAUAUAACAUGAAGAUUGAUGAGUCAUCUGUUCGAAUGUUCAAGUCUAAAGUAGCACAAAAGACACAACCUCCAAGAAAAAAGCCUAAAAGGGAAUAUAAUAAGUACACCCCGGAGCAAAAAGCAGAGAUGGGUAAAUAUGCAAUGGAAUUUGGAAGUACGGCUGCAGCUAAACAUUUUUCUAAACAAUUUAACAUGAAGAUUGAGGAGUCAUCUGUUCGAAUGUUCAAGUCUAAAGUAGCACAAAAGACAUCAACUCCAAGCAAAAAGCCUAAAACUAAAAGGGAAUAUAAUAAGUACACCCCGGAGCAAAAAGCAGAGAUGGGUAAAUAUGCCAUGGAAUUUGGAAAUGUGGCUGCAGCUAAACAUUUUUCUAAAAAAUAUAGCAUGGACAUUGAUGAAUCAGUGGUUCGAAGGUACAAGUCUGAAGUAGCGAAACACCUUAAAAAUGUGGACUUGGAAGACAUUGGAUAUAUUAAGACAAGCAACAGAGGCCGGCCUACAAUUUUACCAGCAGACAUUGAAAGUGAAAUGUUUCGGUAUAUUGAAACGCUGCAUGCCUCAGGAACACCAGUAGAUACAACUUUGAUUCACUCAGCUAUCAAGAGAAUUGUCCAGCAGAAAAACAAAAAGCUUCUCUCUGAAAAUGGCGGCCAUAUAGAAAUCACCAAAUCUUUAGUGCCUUCGUUAGCAAACAGAAUGGGAUUUUCAAAAAACAUUCUUAUGUAGUAAAUGGAUAAAACUGUGUCAAUUUUUUGACUGAAAUCUUAUUUUUUGGAGUUAUUUGUACGUUGUACCUGAGGACAUACAAGAUUUUACAUGGAUCAUUUUAACAUGGAUAAUAAUAAAUUACAUACAUUUUAUUGGAUAUAAACAAACUUGCUGCUCUUCAUGUCAAUAAUACUAUAAGUUAUUUAAUGAUUCGAGUGAAAUACAGAAAAUAUUCUUCCCGAGAAGGUUGUAUUUCAUGAUGCGCUAGCAGAGUGAAAUACAGACGUUCAAGGGAAGAAUAUUUUCUGUAUUUCACAAGAAAUCAUUGAAUAACGUUUUUAUUACAUGAUUACCCAUAUAAAACUUGCCUAAAUCAAGUCCCUUGGCUUGGGGCCGGAGAAACAGAUCA